CUGGAAGUUUCUCCGUUUUUCCGAUCUCCUCUAUAUUCUUUCCUCUGUCCGCACGCAGAUUCCAUUUCCAUUUUGAGAGUUUGAAAUUGAUCGGCGAAUCGUUCAUAGCGAUGGUGAAGAGUUAUCCCGAAGUGAGUGAAGAGUACCAGAAGGCGGUGGGAAAAUGCAAGAAGAAACUCAGAGGUUUCAUAGCUGAGAAACACUGUGCUCCGAUCAUGCUUAGAUUGGCAUGGCAUUCUGCUGGGACAUUUGAUGUGAAAACUAAAACAGGAGGGCCAUUUGGGACAAUUAGGAAUCCGAAUGAGCUUGCACAUGAAGCCAACAAUGGUCUUGACAUUGCUGUUAGGUUGUUGGAGCCAAUAAAGGAGCAGUUCCCAAUCCUCUCCUAUGCAGACUUCUACCAGUUGGCAGGGAUUGUCGCUGUUGAAAUUACAGGGGGGCCUGAGAUUCCAUUUCACCCAGGGAGACCAGACAAGACAGAAUCUCCACCAGAAGGCCGCUUGCCUGAUGCCAAAAAAGGCACAGACCAUCUGAGGGAAGUUUUUGGACAUAUGGGGCUGAGUGAUAAGGAUAUUGUUGCUCUCUCUGGUGGACACACCUUGGGAAGAUGCCAUAAGGAACGGUCUGGAUUUGAGGGGCCGUGGACCACUAAUCCUCUCAUUUUUGACAAUUCUUACUUCAAGGAACUCUUGAGUGGAGAGAAAGAAGGCCUUAUCCAGCUACCGUCAGACAAAGCGUUACUAGAGGAUCCUGUCUUUCGCCCUCUUGUUGAAAAAUAUGCUGCGGAUGAGGAUGCCUUCUUUGCUGAUUAUGCUGAAGCUCACUUAAAACUCUCAGAGCUUGGAUUUGCAGAUGCCGAUUAAAAUGAAAAAAAUGAAGAUUCGUUGGUUGUUAGUUACCAUGUGGAAUCAUAUCUGGUUUGUUUUUCAUUUUUACUAUGUCGAUUUUGUAAGAUGUUGACCUUUCUGUGCAUGUCUUGUAUCGUGUUGGAGGUUUUGAGGAGCGUCGUCUUGUAACAUAAUUUUUUUCCCCCUUUAUUCAUGUCUGUAAAGCAUAUCUGAACCAUUUAUAUCA
Messenger RNA from Olea europaea var. sylvestris, 1074 nucleotides. Its product is annotated as L-ascorbate peroxidase 2, cytosolic. The record is from RefSeq and is a predicted model, not a curated record. The coding region runs from base 111 to 863 and encodes 250 amino acids. Gene Ontology annotation, molecular function: heme binding; peroxidase activity. Gene Ontology annotation, biological process: hydrogen peroxide catabolic process; response to reactive oxygen species; cellular response to oxidative stress. The transcript has 10 exons. NCBI's taxonomy places the organism in Eukaryota, Viridiplantae, Streptophyta, Magnoliopsida, Lamiales, Oleaceae.